Dendrobium catenatum is the source of this 2535-nucleotide messenger RNA. RefSeq lists its product as uncharacterized. The record is from RefSeq and is a predicted model, not a curated record. The transcript is spliced from 3 exons. NCBI's taxonomy places the organism in Eukaryota, Viridiplantae, Streptophyta, Magnoliopsida, Asparagales, Orchidaceae. The coding region runs from base 1 to 2535 and encodes 844 amino acids. Gene Ontology annotation, molecular function: zinc ion binding; nucleic acid binding.
AUGCGGCGUAUACUAACUCCCAACGGUCCAUCAUUACCUACGGCAUUCACUCCUUUCUGCAGCUUUAGUGAUCCUGCUUUUAUGACACUUUCUGUUUUAAAAAGGCCAAGUAGUGGCCAGCUCAGCUUUCUAGUUGCUUUGUUCAAUCGGUUUUCACACCAUUUGGUAUCAGAGCGAGGCUUGAUGGCAGAGGGAAGCAAGUGCCCUGCGACAGAGGAAGACCGAAGCGUAGAGGCGUUGUGGACAGCUCAAGCCAGCAUGGCUCGCCAGAUGGAAGCCCUCACCACGGAGUUCUUCCGGUUCUCGGUAGAAAUGAGGACCGAGAUUCGAUCCCUGAGGACGAAUCGACAUUUCACGACGAGGGGACCAGUUGCGCCGGCAACCACACCGGCACUGCGCCUUCAUCCACGUCGGCGGCGUCACAAUGCAGUUCCGAUAAUCUCAGACUCAGAAGACGAGGUGGAAGUUCAGCAGCCGAUUGAGGCGUCGGAUUCUGCAGAAGAGGAAAGACCAACCUAUUAUGGGCCUGCCCGCAGAUAUCCAACGCAACACUGGGAGCCAGGGGAGUUCCGCAUCAAACUGGAUAUCUCAUUCUUUGAUGGUCGCCUACAUAUCGAAUACUACCUGGAUUGGGAGCGAGCUGUCGAGGCUUUCUUCGACUACAUGGAGAUAGCGCCUGAAAAACAAGUUAAGUACGUUGCAUGUCGUCUUAAGGGCGAGGCGGGAGCUUGGUGGAUGCAACUGCUGCAGUCCAGGCGACGAGAAGGGAAGGGAAAUGUAACUAGUUGGUACCGGAUGAAGCGGCUGUUGAGAGGGCAUUUCUUGCCGAUGGACUUCGAACAAAUGCUCUAUGUACAAUAUCAACACUGUUCACAAGGCACGCAAUCCGUUAGCGAGUACACAGAGGAAUUCUACCGUUUGAGCGCCCGGAACAACUUGAACGAGUCAGAAACUCAACUUGUGGCGCGUUACAUUGGUGGCCUGAAAGAAGCCAUUCAAGACAAACUUGAGAUGAAUUCCGUGUGGACUCUCUCUCAAGCAGUCAACUAUGCCCUCAAAGCUGAAAUUCAAUUGAACCGCCAUCCACGGGGUAGCACUGCUCGUCGCUUUGUGGUAGAACCGAGCGGAGAAUCCGACAAGACGAAUGCCUCUAGCGGGAAUAAACCCGCACCCUCACCCUGCGGAGGGGCUGGGAUCCUAGGCGCAGAACCCAAGAAUGCAGUCACCGGCCGACUGAAGACUCCCAUUAAAGAUGCCAACCCCUAUGCCAAGCCAGCGACAUUCAAAUGCUACCGUUGUUUUCAACCGGGACACAAGUCCAACGAUUGCCCGAAUCGACAACAAGUCCAGCUGAUGGAAGGAGAACCGGAUGAUGAAUACCAGGGAGCAGAAUUGGUGAACGAACAGGACUUUGAAGAUCUACAAGCUGAUGAAGGCAAGGCUUUAGCCUGCAUCCUUGAGAAACUCCUCAUAGCGCCUCGGCAAGAUGGCAAUUCCCAGCGGCACUCUAUAUUCCGCACCCGCUGCACCAUCAAUGGCAGCGUCUGUGAUCUAUUAAUCGACAGCGGAUGCACCGAAAACAUUAUUUCUCGAUCCGUUGUGCAUAAGCUCCACCUCAAGACGACGCGCAAUCCACACCCCUAUACGAUUAGUUGGGUGAAAAAGGGGGUGGAGAUAGCUGUAACUGAAAUGUGCAGGGUGACCUUUUCAAUUGGCAAGAGCUAUGUUUGUGAAGUUCUGUGUGACGUCCUGGACAUGGACAUUUGCCACUUAAUCCUCAGGCGGCCAUGGCAAUUCGACACGGGAGCUGUCUACGACGGACGCGCCAAUACAUACAGUUUCGAGUGGAAGCAACGCAAGAUUCGCUUGCUUCCACGGCUUGCUGGCGAGGCAGAGAAGGAAGUACCAGGAAAGUCCACAAUGUUCGUGGUCUCCGGCAGUAACCUCAUUACUUCUUGGAAGGAAGACUCAAUAAUGCUAGCACUUGUGGCUUCAAACGAUACUUCGGUGAAGACGGAAGCUGAAAUUCCAAUUGCUGUUCGUGAAAUCCUUUAUCGCUACAGAGAAGUAUGGCCAGCGGAACUGCCUAAUGAACUACCGCCACUACGGGAUUUACAGCACCAGAUAGAUCUCCAGCCGGGAGCCAAUUUACCAAAUCUUUCACAUUAUAAAAUGAGCCCUCGGGAACACGCCGCCUUGCAAGCAAUUAUUGAGGAAUUGCUUCGAAAGCAGCUGAUUCAACCAAGCCUUUGCCCCUGUGUUGUGCCGACAUUACUCGUGCCAAAGAAAGACGGCAGUUGGCGUAUCUUUCCGGUGCCCCGCCUUGAAGACAUGCUAGAUAAGCUCGCUGGUGCCAUUAUCUUUUCAAAAAUGGACCUCCGAAGUGGGUACCAUCAGAUACGCAUACGGCCCGGUGACGAGUGGAAAACAACCUUCAAGACGAGGGAUGGGCUAUUCGAAUGGCGCGUAAUGCCGUUUGGGCUUUGCAACGCCUCGGCGACCUUCAAGCGGCUCAUGAACGAAGUUCUUAAAUAG